Messenger RNA from Prorocentrum cordatum, 1316 nucleotides. NCBI's taxonomy places the organism in Eukaryota, Dinophyceae, Prorocentrales, Prorocentraceae. The record is from the annotation of a GenBank genome assembly.
CUCUGGGCCAAGUGAGAGGGGGGGGGUCUCUGGAGGCCGUGGGGGCCUCCCUGGAGAUCUGGGCGGCACCUCGGGCCAGGGGCGCCUCCAGCAGCACCCGAGGGGUGGGCCUGCGGUGGUGCUGUGCCGAUGCCCGGUGCGGAGGGUGCACGCCCGGCAGGCCGGGCCGGGCUUGGUGGCUUGCGCUCGGCGGCCCCCGGGGCGAGGACACAGCGAGCCUCAAGCCCGCCUCGGCCCGUGGCGCAUCUGCCCGGCAGCGCCCUGCACGGGCGCCUGGACCGCGGCGCGCGGAGCGGCCGCGAGCCCAGGGCCUCACGCCUCGUCCCCCCCCCCGGGCCUCUCCGAUUGGUGCUUUCCGCCUGCUCGUUUCCGCUCGCCGGCCUUUAUAUGUACACCCGGCAGGCCGGGCUGGGCUUGGUGGCUUGCGCAGCGAGCGCGCGCCUCCUCGCGGCGAGGGCCGCGCGAGCCUCAAGCCCGCCUCGGCCUGCGGCGCAUCGGCCCGGCAGCGCCGCCAGCGCGCGCGCGCGACCUCGCCCUCGACGGCGGCGCGCGCGGGCGGUCGCUCUCCGCCUCCCCGUUCCGCUCUUCCGCUUUCCCUCUCACGAGGUCUCACGCUUCCUCCCUCCGGGCCUCUCCGAUUGAUACUUUUCGCCUGUUCGUUUGCUGUCGCCGGCCUUCAGAUGUACGCCUGGCAGGCCGGGCUGGGCUUGGUGGCUUGCGCUCAGCGCCUCCUAGGCGAGGACCGAGCGAGCCUCAAGCCCGCCUCGGCCUGUGGUGCAUCGGCCCGGCAGCGCCCCGCACGGGCGCCCGGACCGCGGCGCGCGGAGCGGCCGCUCUCCGCCUCACCUUCUCGCACUCCUGCUUCUCACCUCGGGCCGCCAUUUUUCUUGAGGCUUCCGCGGGGGAGAACCCGCCGGCCUCGACCUGAGCACUCUGCUGCCGCCGAAAAGCUACCAGGCGAGGGGGCCACCUCGCGCUCGCGCUUGCCGUCGUCCUCGCGGGGGUGGGGCCCUCGCCGCGGCAUGGGCCUGGCGCGGCUCGAAACGCUGGAUUCGGCGUUGCCUGGGAGGUCUCCACGGGAUCACCCCGAGCGGACCCCUGCCUGGAGCAAGCGCACGGAUUGCCCGUGGCGCGCUUGACCAGGCAGGGAGGGCUGGGGCCGCCCGCCUCCUAGGCGAGGACCGAGCGAGCCUCAAGCCCGCCUCGGCCUGCGGCGCAUCGGCCCGGCAGCGCCGCCCACGCACGCCCGAGCUUCUCGAGGUCGGCGCGUGCGCGGCGGCCGCUCUCCGCCGCCCUGUCCCGCCUGCCGCUUCCCU